Molecule: messenger RNA, 600 nt
Organism: Podospora pseudocomata
Lineage: Eukaryota; Fungi; Ascomycota; Sordariomycetes; Sordariales; Podosporaceae
Exons: 2
Coding region: 1-600 (199 amino acids)
Source: RefSeq, a predicted model, not a curated record
AUGUCCCCCCUCAACCCCACCGCAACCCCCUUCCUACCCGCCAUCUCCUCCCUCCCCACCCUCCCAGAUACAACCCUCACCUCCACCCUCGACCUCCUCUUCGAACCAACUUCCGAACUCCAUUCCCUCGCCCUCCCCACCAUCCGCACCUGCUCCUUCGCCUCCUACGACGAGCUAAUCGACACCCUCCGAGGCCAGCUGCUCACCAUCGCCUCCCAAGUCCAGGACGACUCCGAGGGGAAAAAGAAGCUGCAUCACGUCCUGGGCAGCCACCCCAGAUUGGGCGCGCCAAAGGUGAAGCAAGAGGACGAGGAGUUGAGCGAGCAGAGCAAGAAUGAGCAAAAGCAACUCAGGGGAGGGGAUGAAAACGAGGCGAGGAGGCUGGCCGAGCUGAACGAGGAGUACGAAAAGACGUUUCCGGGGUUGAGGUAUGUCGUUUUUGUGAACGGGCGGGGGAGGGGGGUGAUUAUGGAGGAUAUGGAGCGGAGGAUCAAGAGGGGUGAUAUUAGGGAGGAGGAGAAGGAGGGGAUACAGGCAAUGUGUGAUAUUGCAAAGGAUAGGGCGAGGAAGUUGUUGAAGUCUGCCGAGGAGGCUGUUUAG